Messenger RNA from Cladocopium goreaui, 3490 nucleotides. NCBI's taxonomy places the organism in Eukaryota, Dinophyceae, Suessiales, Symbiodiniaceae. The record is from the annotation of a GenBank genome assembly.
CCUACGACGCAAACUUCAGCUCAUCUGCUAGAGCUGCGCCGGUUGCUGAGCUAUGAGCGAUGAUGCUGAGCCUGCAGCUGACACAGAGGCCAUGCGAGUAGUGCGUAUGGUUUCAAAGGCAGAGCAGACCAUUGGAGGCUCUAAUGGACUUGAGCCCACAGCUGCACCUGCAGAUAUGGUCCCUUCGGAUAAUGGCACAGCUGAGGCAUCCAAGUCAGGGCCGCCAGCACCUGCACCUGUUGUGCAAUCAGGGCCCAGUGCAGAGAAGAUCAAAGCCAUUGAGGAGUUGAAGGCAGCCAUCAAGGCCGCAGCCGCCAAACCCAAGGCAAAGAAGCCAGAAACCGAGGAGCUAGUGGGGCUUUGCCAGUGUGUGAAAAACUUGGCUGGAAGCAGCGAAAUUUUCGCAAAGGUCAAAGAAAUCUUGCCCAAGAUAGGGGAGAGCCACCUGGUACCACUAAUGGGCAUCAAACGAGCACCACCGCGACCACAGCGACCCGCUCCUGUGGAAGCAAAGCCCAAAGCUUCAUCGUCGCAGAGGGUCAUGGGCCGAGUGAAGAGCUACAACACGCGGAAGGGCUUUGGCUUCAUCAUGGUGCCGGAAUUUCCGCGUGAUGUCUUUGUCUACAAUUCGCACCUCAUUGGACGCAUAGGACUUUUGGCGGGCGAGGCUGUGGUUUUCGAUUUGGUGGUCGAGGGUGGUCGUCCACAAGCCCGGAAUGUGAAAGUGACUGGAGAUGCACCAGCGGAACAAGAAAAUUCGGCCGAGAAUCUGGCGACCAUCAAGAAGGUAAUAGCAGACCAGAUGCCUCAUCUGCAGCCAGCACCAGGCGGAGGUCAAUCCAUGCGAGACUACACCCUGGCCAUGGCUGCUGCUGCUGCAGAAGUACCCACCACACUGCCCGGUGCUCGUGCGUCCAAGAGUCCGGAAGACCUGCUGCAGGAACAGAUCCGCAAGGCUCAGUCUGAAGCCUCCACCCGCCAGACUGCCAGGAAGCCCGAGAUGGAGAUGCCGUCGGAGCCCUGGGAGGGCAACAUUCCAAGAGGUAGCAAAGUUCGUGUUGUGGAAUUUCCUGCGCCAGACAUCAAUGGCUGCACUGGCACAGUAAAGGGCUAUGAUUCCACUUCUGGACGCUACCAGGUGGAGGUAGAGUCGCUUGGUGGUGAGAUCGUCCCAAUGUCGCUCCGGGAAGAAUACAUGCAGGUGCUGGAGUCUCCAGCGGUGCAGGCUCCUGCUCCAACUGUGCCGAUCCAGCCACCUCCGCCUUUGCCUGGAGGCAGCAACAGCCAAGGAUUACAAAAAUCAGCCGCAGAUGCAUUGAGGCGCUUUGGAUUGGGAGGUUAUGGGCCACAGCAAGGACAGGGUCAGCAAGGCGGCAACUGGAUGGGAAACCAACAGAUGCAAGGUGCUAGCCUGCAAGAAACUGCUGCGCGCCAGCUGCAGGCCAUGCAGCAGCAGCAACAGCGGCAACAGAUGGCUCAGGCGCAGCAGCAAGGCAUGCCCAACAUGGGGAAAGGCAUGGGAAUGAUGAGGCCGGAUGCGUCUGGCAUGCCCGGCAUAAUGGGUGCUGGUGGUCAAUUUGGACCACCUGGUGGUCCUGGUGCCAACCCUCAACCUGGUGCCCCUGGACCCAACCCUCAACAGGUAAGGCCGCCAAUGGACAUGAUGCGUGGCCCCAACAAGCUUGGACCAGAAAUGGGGAAUCAGCCUUCCCAGAUGCAGAUGCAGCCACCACCAAUGCCUCAGCAGCAAGCUGCCCAACAAAUGCAGGCGCAACAGAGGCCAAUGCAAGGUCAAAUGCUGCAGCCAGAUGACAUGCAGCAGCAACAACAGCAACAGCAGCAGCAACAGAUGUUGAUGCGACAGCAGCAGAUGCAGCAGAUGCAGCAGCAGCAACAGCAGCAGCAACAGCUGCAGCAGCAGGGACGCCCUGACGUGGAUCGAAGGCCUCCAGGACCUCCAGGCCCUGCAGGCCCACAGGGACCGCCUGGACCACCCCCGAUGCCUGCUAUGCCCAAGCAGUCCCGGGCCCCACAGCCGCCGCCAAAGCCUGCGCCACGGAAGCAGACAGAGCUCAGCCCAGGGUCCACUGCCCCCGAAGGUCGCCCCGGUCAGAUCUGGGUUGUGAUGAAGAGCCCGCACUUCAGCCACGUGAUUGUGCGAGCCUCACAGGAAGUGACAAGUCGGGAGCUGCGCCGUGUGCUUCCUGGCGAGGCCGUUACCCAGAGAGAUAUGACUGAAACGCUCCCCAACGGCCUAGUGAGAAUGCCCGCCCAGAGCUUAGGCCACAGAGGCCCAACCGUGGCGCAGACCUCGAAGACGCAGCAGUUUGAAGAGUUUUCAAGACACAUCGUUGCGCAGAGCUGUCUCUUGCCGCCACCGCCUCCAGGCGACAGGAAGGCCACAAACAUCGGAGUUGGUUUGCGCAGCAGAAAGGCAGGAGCAGAGGGGGAAGAUGACAAUUUGACGACACAGAGACCUGACUGGAAGGCUGAGAAGAAACAGGGCAAAGACAAGAGCAAGAACGGUGAUGCACAUCAAAGGAAGAGACCAUUCGAUGACGGAAGCAAAGAGGCUUUUUUGGAGGUGCUUCUCUAUAUCUUUCGCACAGCAGAUGGCAAUGCCGAGACUUUGCUCAUUGUGCGGGAGCGGCUGCUCGAGGGCGCAGAGGUGCCGGACCAGAUGAAGGGCCUUCGCAGUAUCAUUGUUCCAAACUUGGGAGAUCGCAAGGGUGGCCGGGAGCAUCGGAAGCAUCGAGAGCGAGAGCGGCCGCAGGCGCAGGAGGCGGAGGACGAAGACGAGCGAUAUGAUGACCCACCCGUUCCACAAAGCCGCAGUGCUUCCAAGGAGGAGGUUUCUACCAGGGUGAGACCUGCGGUUGAGCGUCCCAAGCCUCCUACGCAGGGUCCGAAGGUGCAAUGUGUGAACAAACCACUGAAAUUGGUUGGAGUGGAUCGCAGCCGUCUCGUCACAGAGAAGGCUCGAGGUACUGCCUUUCAAGGCUAUCUGGACCUCUCUGGGGAGCACGCUGAGUGCUUGAGCACUUGCAAUAGUGCCACAGAGGAGCCCGUGGCAAUUCUUGUGCUGGAGAUGGACAAUGUCUUCAGUUUUUUCAUGGAGAAGGCAGUGACCGUGCAAGUCUCCAAACGAGCCAGACCACAAGGGACACAAAGUUCCCACGGAAGGAGUCUCUCCAUGGGAAGGCUUACUGAUGCAAGUGGAAGGCUUGCUGAUGUUGAAGCCUCCCCCAGCGCCCGCAGUGAUGCCACCAGCGGCCUGGCUGGCAGCGGCUCCAACUUGGCGCGCGAGCGAGCGAUCAGCCAGUCCUUCCGGGUGGAGGACCACCGCGUGGCCCGGCUGCGCGGGUUGCUGCGCGAGGCGCUGCGACUUUGUCCCGACGAUGGGGCACGAGAACACCUCCUGGCCGCGCAGGCACAGAUUGAGGAGUACGCGCAGCAGGAGGUGGAAGAGGAUUCUGGUCCGUUGAGCUGA